AUGGAUCCUUCAAAGCAAGACGACCCUCCUCUUUCCUCUCCUGAAUCUUCUUCAGCUUCUUCAACCUGGUUCAACAUUCCCCCAACUAGCUAUUUGACCGUUCCGAGCACUCGACCCGAGGGAACAUCGUUUGUGCUGCCAGGCCCUACCGCAUUCGAGGAAGACGAUCUUGAUCCGAUCACUCGGCCAUCCCAGUCAUCUCCUUCUGAUACUGUUCCGCAGAUCCUCGAGCCGCUCCGCAUUAGUAUACCCACGCGGCAAUCUACACCGGUUCCCUAUCCACAAGAAAUACCCGAACAACCUCCCAACCAGGUUUACAUGUCGGUCUACUCUGCGAGCUCAGCCGAUUCUGAGUACAGCGUAUACAGCAAUCCACCCGCCAGGAGCUACCGCGUUCCUUCUUUUCAAAAUAUGUCAGCGUCUCGCAAAAUCUCUACGGCGGAAAAGGAUCUGAUGAUCCAGGCCUUGCGAUCGCAUCAAGUCAAUACCCUGGUGGAGCUUCGACGCAUCGAAAGGGCAUUUGCAGUUCUCGGUUCCCCAGAUCUUACCGAGCCCAUGACCGCGGCCUGGUCAUACUACGUCAACUCCCACUCUCUGCUGACGGAGCUACGAGGCCUGACGAAAAACUAUCCAUUCAGCUCUGAAUGCCUGGAGGAAGCUAAGAGACGCGUAUACUCCGACCCGCAAAGUAACCGCAGCUGGAACUUCUGCUGGCUUGUGCUCACUAAGAUCCGAACUGAUCAACUGAUUCCAUACUACGCGCAGUACCAAGCGGCGCAGCCAACAAUGUGGGGAGGCCGUGCUCCAUCCUCAGAAGGUGUUACUCAACUCACCAACGGCUUCGUCGCAGAAUGGGACUGGGCUGUGGGCCAGAUGCUCAGACACUGGGAUCAACCGCCGGCCCGCUAA
Molecule: messenger RNA, 909 nt
Organism: Trematosphaeria pertusa
Lineage: Eukaryota; Fungi; Ascomycota; Dothideomycetes; Pleosporales; Trematosphaeriaceae
Exons: 5
Coding region: 1-909 (302 amino acids)
Source: RefSeq, a predicted model, not a curated record